This is a messenger RNA of Closterium sp. Naga37s-1, 3842 nucleotides long. The record is from the annotation of a GenBank genome assembly. Lineage: Eukaryota; Viridiplantae; Streptophyta; Zygnematophyceae; Desmidiales; Closteriaceae.
AUGGACCUUAUCUGGGAUGCCAUCCUGCUGCACCUGCUCGAGCUGUCCGUCCACGAGAGCGCAGGCGUGCGGGCGGUGGCGGUGGAUGCCAUCGACCGCGCCGUCAUGGCCGCCCUCUCCUCGCCCUCGCUGCACCGCCGCUCCUCCACCUCCUCCUCCUCCGCCCUCACCACUGCCGCAGCCUCUUCACAGGCCACUGAGGAGCAGCAGGGGGCGGAGGUUUGUCGGAAAGUCGGACAGGAGGGGGGCGAGGAGAGGGAGGGGCAGAAGGGGGAGGGCGAGGGGGAGGGGCGGGGAGAGGUGGCGCUGGAGGAGAUGGUGGUGGGCGCUGUGAGCUCCCUGUGGCGCGAUGGGCGCGAUGCAGAGGUGAAGGCAGGCGCCCUGCGCAUCCUGCUGCACAUGCUGGAGGUGAUCAUCUGCAUUGCCCCUCCCAUCACUGCCUGUCUGCAGCGCCAUGGGGAGAAGCUGCACUCCACAUGGCCCACUGUUCUCCACCUCCUAAGGAUGGUAGCAGAGACGAAUGACAAGGACCUCGUGGGCCUUGCCUUCCAGAGUGAGCUGGUGGUGGUCAACGACUGCCUCUCCUCCAUUCCGCCUCACACCCUUCAACUGUGUGUGGAGGUGGUGGGGGCGUUUGCGGGGCAAGUGGCGGAUGUGAACAUCUCUCUCACGUCCGUGGGGCUGCUCUGGACCAUGGCUGACUUCUUUGCUCGAGGCCUCGACCAUGCCACCACCACACACCGCACUGCCACCUUUUCCACCCUACUCAACCAGUGCGACCCUUCCUCCUCCUCCUCGACAUCUUCCGCAGCAACCCCUCUCUCCUCCGCCUCCUCUGCCACGCCCCUUCCAUCGACGGCACCAGCAGCAGCAGCAUCGGCACUGAAGCUGCCAGCGUCAGCCACACCCUCCACCUUCACUAGGAUCCACAGAAAGCCAGCUCACACAGAUGCAGGGGGGACCAAACGGGGAGAGGGGGGUGAAGGGACCGAGGUGGGCGGAGGGCAGGGGAGGGGAUCCGGCAGCGGGAGGAUGCUGGACGAGCGGAGCAGCGCACUGCUGCUGGCGGUGCUGUGUGUGAUGGAGGCGCGUGCCAAGGACGGGCGGCCGGAGGUGCGCAACGCGGCCAUGCGCACGCUGUUCCAGACGGUGGUCAGCCACGGCGCCAAGCUGCCGCCCGCCUCGUGGCGCCACUGCCUCUGGGACCUCAUCUUCCCCCUCAUCGACUCCGUGCGCUCCCUUGCGGCCACGGCAUCGAGAGACGAGGCGCCGGGGACGGAAAUAGGGCGGCAGGGGGGGAGGAGUGUGAUGAUGCUGGUGCACCACAGUCGCAACACGGCGCAGAAGCAGUGGGAUGAGACGCUCGUCAUGGCGCUCAACGGCCUUGCCCGCCUCAUUCGUGCCUUCUUCCCACUGCUGCAUACCAUGGACAACUUCCGGGAAGCAAGCAAGGCCGCCUCUUUCAUCUCAAUGUUCUCUUUCACUCUUCUCCACCAGCUUUCCCUUUGCUCCUCCCAAACCGCCUCCCCAUGCCCACUCCCCCACCCCCCCGAUGCCAUGGUGGAGGCAGUGUGGGGUGCACUGCUGCAGUUCGUGGAGGAGGGCGUGCUGACCGGCAGCCGAGAAGUCAGUUCUGCUGCUGCCAGCACCCUGCAGACCAUCAUGCUCACACAUGCCACCAAGGUGACCAUCAUGCUCACCCAUGCCACCAAGGUGACCAUCAUGCUCACCCAUGCCACCAAGGUGACCAUCAUGCUCACCCAUGCCACCAAGGUGACCAUCAUGCUCACACAUGCCACCAAGGUGACCAUCAUGCUCACACAUGCCACCAAGGUGACCAUCACGCUCACACAUGCCACCAAGGUGACCAUCAUGCUCACACAUGCCACCAAGGUGACCAUCAUGCUCACCCAUGCCACCAAGGUGACCAUCAUGCUCACACAUGCCACCAAGGUGACCAUCAUGCUCACACAUGCCACCAAGGUGACCAUCAUGCUCACACAUGCCACCAAGGUGACCAUCAUGCUCACACUAUGCUAUUUGCGCUAUGGCUAUGCAUCCCACUACUCCAUGCUGACCUCACGCCGUUCUGCCUUGCCCCAUCUGAUGCACCAUGGCGAUGCAUGUGUGACCGCAUCCCCACCCACCCCCCACGUGCCAUGGAGGCAGGGCAGCAUCCCGCGGCACUACUGGGACAGCAGCAUGGACGCGUACGAGCUGCUGCUGCGCGACAGCACGGCGCCGGCGUCCGUGGUGGCGGUGCGCACGCGGCAGAAGCUGGUGGAGGACCUGGGCGAGGUGUACAGCACGGCGGGCCUCGCCUUUGAGGACCACGACUACCUGCGCCUGCUCGCCUGUGUGGACGUCAUGGCCCGCUGCCCCGUGCUGCCCUCCGAACCCCCUCCCCUCGCUGGCACGCUGCCCCAGGUGCAGCGCACGGUGCUGGAGGUGCUGCCGCGCGUGCAGCCCUCUGCGCACGCGCAUCUGUGGCCCGCGCUGCUGCAGCAGCUGCUCGCCUACCUGCCGGGCGGGGACCGCCUGCUCUGCCCGCACUGCCGCGUGCCGCCGCGCUUCCUGUCCGAGGCCACGCAACGCCACGCCCCAAAGGUUUCCCUGGGUGGCGUUGCAGGGGGUGUGGAUGGCACGGGAGGGGACAGCGGUGUUGGUGAAGGGAGAGGAGGGGGAGGAGGAAACGAUGGUGGGGAUGCGGGCGAAGCAGGCAGCGAGGAAAUCGAUAGUCAAGGAGGGGACGCAGGAGGUGCCACACAAGCUGCCGGCAACGGCAGUAGCAGCCGGACGACAUCAUUCGGCCUAUCUCUGGGCGGCAAGGUGCAGCUGUUUGCGCCAGCAGCGGUGUACGUGCCGACAUCAGGCAACCCCACGGGGUCGUUCAUGCUGAGCUACCCCGUCACGGCGCCCGGCGCCCUCUCACCCGCACUGCAGGACCGCGUGGUGGCGCUGCUGCUGGAGCUCUUCCUCAACGCGCCCCCAGAGGCCCGAGACACCGUCCUGCCCGACCUCGUUGCUGCUCUCGGCAGGUGUAUGCUCAUCCGCCGCACCUCGCCUGACCUUCAGCUGUGGCGCACGGCCGUGGCCACGCUCUCAGACAUCCUCAAACACGCCCUCCCGCCUGACCCCCCUCUCACAACACACGCCAAUCACACCUCUCCUUCAGACCCUCUGGCUCCUCCUGCACGCCCAUCCUCACCCACGCAUGCCUCUUCCACACACCACCACACCAAGCACCAGCAUGAGCCACAUAAGGAAGUUGCCAAGGAGGGCAACGGUGCAGUGGGCGGCAGCAGUGAGGGGGGGGGAGCACGGCAGCGCAUGUGGCAGGAGCUGGCGGCGGUGGUGGAGCAGUUCGUGCUCGGCACAUGCGGCACCGCCCUGCUCGCAGACCUCCCCUCCCCGGCGCCCCAGCCCUCGCCAGCACCACCCCCAGGCCAUUCCCCCCGACGCUCCCCCAGAGUGGGGGGAGGGGAGGGCGCAGGGGGCAGUCCGCGGAGAAGAGCUGCUCCUGGCAGCGGCGGUGGCAGCGGGGCAGGGCGGGCACCAGGGGCCGGGGGAGCAGCCGUGCCUGCUGGGAGGGGGGCGGGGGAGGCAGAGAGUAGUGACUGGGGCACAGGCAGCGAGGGGAGGGGCGGAGGAGGCGCGGGCAGCAGUGGGUGGGCGGGGGAGGCGGGGUCGACACGGGGAGUGUCGGAGCUGCUUACUCGCGAGGUGGUGGAGGCGGAUGAGAUGCUGGAGGCGCUCUUCCUUGACACCCUCUGCACCCGCGUGCUCACCCACUGCUAUGACGCCCCCCACAAGGUGCCCACUGCCAUGACGCCCCCCAUAAG